This is a messenger RNA of Annulohypoxylon maeteangense, 1425 nucleotides long. RefSeq lists its product as uncharacterized. Gene Ontology annotation, cellular component: endoplasmic reticulum. The coding region runs from base 1 to 1044 and encodes 347 amino acids. The transcript is spliced from 5 exons. Gene Ontology annotation, biological process: protein folding; response to endoplasmic reticulum stress. Lineage: Eukaryota; Fungi; Ascomycota; Sordariomycetes; Xylariales; Hypoxylaceae. The record is from RefSeq and is a predicted model, not a curated record. Gene Ontology annotation, molecular function: protein disulfide isomerase activity.
AUGAAAGUCGGAAGUAUAGAACUCUUAUUAUCACUGUUAGUAGGUACAGCAGUGGCCUGGGAACAUACAGACGAGAAGGAAUUCCGACGGGCGAUAGGAGGUCAUAACCAUGCCUUAGUUGCAUUUAUAGAACCUUCAACCGCUGCUAGCCAAGCUUUAGAACCAGAAUGGACAUCAGCGGUAGAAUCAGAAAAGAAGGCUCUAAUUAGCAUAGACUGUGCCUCCACAAAAAGUCUAUGUCAGGAGUUUGGCAUCAUCUCAUAUCCCGCACUGCGGUUCUUCGACGGCCAUGGAAAAAUGACAUCCUAUCGAGGUCCUAGAAGGGCGUCUUCCAUCCUCUCAUACCUAAAGCGAGCAGUUCGCCCCUCCAUCACGACACUAAAUUCAGAGGCAAAACUUAUUAAAUUCCAAUCUCGAGACGACUAUGCUAUGAUUGCGCAGAUCAACGCUCAGGACCCACACAUUAAAACAGCGUACGAAAAGCUUGCCUCCCAAUACCGGGACCGAUUAUCCUUCGGGUCGGUAGAAACAUCGGGCGCAACGACGGUAUCGUGUUACAACAACCGCGACGGCCAGCAAUUCACUGUGUCGGACCUGGCUGGUAUCAACGCCUUACCUCAGCUUAUCGAGAGUUGUCUCGAGCCUGUGAUCGGUGAAUUUACACGAGCGAAUGAGAUGAAGUAUUUACAGACCGGCAAAUCGCUAGUUUUCUACUUCGUCACAUCAUCGCAAGAGCGGGAACCCUACGUAGCUGCAAUGCGAUCCGUUGCCAAGAUGUACAAGGAGUAUUUAAGCUUCGUGACAGUUGACGCGGGCGAGUACGGUGACCUAGCAGCGCCUCUAGGCCUAGUUCCAGGUGCAUUUCCCGCAUUGUCGGUGCAGAACCCGAUGUACGGCCAGGUAUUCCCAUAUCCGCGAGGGAACCAGAUUACCCCCGAAGCUGUAGGUGCUUUCUUGAUGGACAUCGUGCAGGGUAAGGUGCAGCCCUGGGACGGAACCUUCAGCUCGGAUGCCGCUGGUGAGCAUGCACACGAUGAAUUGUGAGCUAUGAAGGUUUAGGAUGAGGAAUGGGUUGAGAAAUGAUGUGUAAGCAUAGUUCCAUGACAAGAUUGUAUUUAUAUGAUAUCCGCCGAAAGAGCAAAAAUACCAUGACAUCUCUUAGCUACUUGAAGCCACCCAGUUCCAAAUGAGACCAGUCUCGGUUUCUACGGCAGACUCAAGAAGAGUUCCAGCAGCUUGGGAUAGUCCGGAACACUAAAUUCGCACCAGGUCAGUCAAAAUCAUCAAAUUCAAACAUGCGGAAUACCUACCCCAUUCCAGUAACAGGAUCCCAGCCCUCGAUCGCCGGAAACCCAGUCGUCUUACACGCUCUAUUAUCCCCCUUCGUGAUAUCCUUAAAGACCUCCGGGUGAGAGUACUGCAAUC